Paramecium tetraurelia is the source of this 1788-nucleotide messenger RNA. RefSeq lists its product as uncharacterized. Gene Ontology annotation, biological process: microtubule-based movement. Gene Ontology annotation, molecular function: microtubule binding; ATP binding; microtubule motor activity. The transcript is spliced from 4 exons. Lineage: Eukaryota; Ciliophora; Oligohymenophorea; Peniculida; Parameciidae. The record is from RefSeq and is a predicted model, not a curated record.
AUGGAGGGACCCAAAAUAACAGUCGUAAUCAGAAAGAGACCACUGGGAAAGAAAGAGCUUGCGCGUGGUGAUUAGGAUAUUGUGCAAGUGAAGGAUUAAGCUACAGUCUUGUUGAGCGAGAUCAAGCAGAAAGUUGAUCUGACCAAAUAUGUUGAAUAACAUCACUUCAAUUUCGACUUAGCAUUUGAUGAGAGUGUAAAUAAUGAGGGAGUUUAUGCUACUGCAGUGCGUCCAAUAAUAGAAGCAGCCUUCAACAAAGCAAAGUGCACUUGUUUUGCAUAUGGAUAAACAGGCAGUGGUAAAACAUUCACAAUGCUCGGUGACCCUGAAGCCAAUGUGCCAGGACUCUAUCUGAUGGCUAGUUAUGACCUAUUCAGCAUAUUAUAAAGACCUGAGUAUGGCAAUUUAUAUGUGACCAUUUCCUUUUAUGAAAUUUACUGUGGCAAAUUGUUUGAUCUCUUGAAUGAUAGAACUUAAUUGGCUGCGUAAGAAGACGCUAAAGGCAAUGUGCAAAUCAAAGGAUUAACAGAAAAAAAAAUUCAAAAUGUUCAACAAGUGAUGCAAAUCAUACAACAUGGAUAGAACUCUAGAGUGACCUCGUAAAACUCUGCUAAUUCUGAGUCCUCACGAUCUCAUGCAUUACUUUAAAUUAAUUUAAAACAAGGCAAGUUAGUUCAUGGCAAACUCUCAUUCAUCGAUUUAGCAGGCAGUGAGAGAGGAGCUGAUGUGAGAGACUAAGACAAAACCACAAGAGUCGAUGGAGCUGAAAUUAAUAAAUCUCUCUUGGCUCUGAAAGAGUGCAUUCGAGCUUUGGAUCUAAAUAAGAAUCAUACUCCAUUCAGAGGCAGCAAACUAACCUUAGUGCUCAAAGAUAGUUUGAUUGGCAAUUGUAGAACUGUUAUGAUUGGUAACAUCUCACCAAGUAGUGCUAAUAGUGAACAUACAUUAAACACAUUAAGAUAUGCAGAUAGAGUCAAAGAAUUGAAGAAACCAUAAGAAUAGAAAUCAGGAGGAGAUGCACUCAAUCGAGAAUUGAUGUUAGCCAGAACAGAUACCAACGUAAUCCGUAGAGAAUAUAGAAAUCCUGAUUCUGAAGAUGAGGAAGGAGAUGACUUGUACAGUGGACCUCAAGGAUCUUAAGGAAGUUUGACUCAGAUGAACAAUCAGAAGUAUCAAUAAUAUAAUAAUAUGACAUCUUCAUAAUAAUACUCGUAGUAAUAAUAAUAAUAAUAAUAAUUUUAAUAUGCUCAAUAAUAAUAACAAUAACAAUAGUUACCACCACCCUAAACGCAAUCAUAAUAGCAUCCCAGAACUUUGUCAGCUAAUUCAUAACCAUAAUCACAAUAACAAUAAUAUAAUAAUUAAUAAUUCACAAAUCCUUAUGCCAAAUAGUAACCAUAAUAACAAUAACCUCCAAAUCUUCCAAAAUCCAAGAGUGCUUAACCAAAUUAACCGUAAUAGCAAUAGUAAUCAUCAUCCCAAACAUAAUUGGGUAAUCCACAAUAUUUCAUGUAAUAAUCAAUGAUGACCCCAUAACAACCUAAUAUAUAUUAGUAGUAAUAAUAACCAAAAUCUUUUAGCAAUUCAUAAAUCCUCAAGCUUAGCCUCAAACCUCAACAAUAUUAACCAUAAAUGUAUGGAAAUCUACAGAAAUAAAAUGUAGUUCAAUAAAAUCCCAUAAUUAUUUCAACAACAACCAAAAUCAAUUCCCUUAACAAUAAUUGUUUCAGUAAUACCCUUAAUAAACGUACGUAAACAACUAAAUGUAUUAAAAAUAACCACCCUUGA